This is a messenger RNA of Limulus polyphemus (Atlantic horseshoe crab), 7319 nucleotides long. RefSeq lists its product as uncharacterized. Gene Ontology annotation, cellular component: nucleus. The transcript has 3 exons. Lineage: Eukaryota; Metazoa; Arthropoda; Merostomata; Xiphosura; Limulidae. The record is from RefSeq and is a predicted model, not a curated record. Bases 251 to 3364 code for a protein of 1037 amino acids.
ACAUUGCGGUAAGAAAAUGGCUGAACUAUUAGAAGAUGGCGUUUGACUUAGAGAUUGUUAUCUUAAAUAAUUUAUUCACAUUAACUAACUUGUUUAGAUGGAAAUUUUGCAAUAAAAUUUUAACAAAUCGUCUUUAAGUACAGUGCUUUUACACUUAGCACCUUAGGGAAGCUCUUUUCUUUGAAAAGGUUUUCCAGAAGAACAAAUACUCUUGACUUGUGCUGACAUGUACCCAAAUAGUCCUUGAGGAAUGGCUGAAACUGAAAAUAAUGCACCUAAAGAACUUAAUCCUACUUGUUCUCUAAGUUCUGAGACAUCAGGUGCUUCUAGUGUUGAAUCCAAACCGUCAACGAGUAUGGUUAUUAAGGAAACUUGUAGAGAAGGUUCUUCUGUUUCGAGCAAUUCAAACACAAUACUCAUAAAAAAAUUUAAUCAAGAAGUAACCAGUGCUACUGGGAAUACUGUUGAAAAAGUUGAUGUUAAUGGUCGAAGUAUAUCUAGCACCCUUGAAGAUGCUAGUGACAAAAAUGACUGUACACCUUUAGAUUGUUCAACAGAGCAAGCCAAUAAAGAUAAUGAAUCCAGUAAAUCUGAGACAAGCUGCUAUUUUGUAUCUGAUGUCCACAUCUCCUCUCUACAGGAUAAUUCAAAUGGUAAAGUUCUGGUUCAUCAAAAUGUCAACUCUUCAAAUGAAACUCAAACCUGGCUGAAGCCAUCAGGAUUAUUUGUUGAAACUCCUAAAAAUAAAAGCUUAAUUUUUGGACAGUUUCAAACUUUUACUGGUCAGAAUUAUAUGAAUCCAUAUGUACAUUUUAAUAACCCAUCACUGUUGAAUUAUAAAAUUGUUGAAAACAUAAAUAAAAUUGAAUACCAGCCUGAAUCGUCAAAAGUUUCAUCAGUUCUCGAUGGUGAUUCUUCAAAUAAAAAAAAAACUAGUUGUGAACUUAGAAGUGAAGAACUGAAUCCCGAAGUUUUGAAAAUGAAUUCUCCUGAUACAGUUUCUGCUGAUGAUAGCUGUUUAGUGCCUCAUACAGAUGAACUCGAAGAACCUAUAGUACCAAAUACAAGUACAUUUGAAAUAAAACCAACUCUGAAUUUUUCAGACCAUAAAAAAAGAAGAGGCACAAGUAGUUCUACCACAGUUGAUUCGAAGGAAGAAGUGGAGAAAAAGUUUUUCAAAGUAGACACUAAAGUUAACUUUGAGUUUCAACCGUGGCUGAAUGACAAUAAAAAAAUCUUAAAAUCUGAUAAAGAACAAGACUGCAGUAACAAAAACUUGUCAGGCCCAAAUCAGGAGUUUGAUACUAAGACAAAUAGUGUUUGCAAAGAGCACGAAAGACCUUCCUUCACAGAAUUUAAGAAUUGUCACAUAAAAAAAUUCAAUGAAGGACAAAGUAAUGCUCUGCGAGAUAUACCUAGCCCAUCAACAAUUAUAUUUGACCAGAAUCAGCCCCAUUCUAGAAAUUCUGAAAGCAACAGUAAUAGUAGAUUCUUUGAUGGUAGAAGUUUCUUGUUGGAAGAUUCCAAUGGUCAAGUUGAUAAUUAUGCAAGAGAAGUUGACCAGGAUGUCACAAGGCAUCCACGAUCGUAUCAGUGUGAUAUCUGUCACAUGAAAUUCACCCAGUUUGCUAACAUGCGCAGACACAAGCUGAGCCAUUUUGGAGUUAGACCUUUUGAAUGUCGCCUGUGUCCAAAACGUUUCUUCCGAAAAGAUCAUCUAAUGGAACACGUUGUAAGACAACAUUCACUACAACGACCCUUCUGUUGCCCUUUCUGUGUUAAAAGUUUUAACAGCCGAUCACAAUUAAAAACACACUUAUCAACUGAUCAUAGUGGGGAUAAACUUUGCAGGAUAUGUGGUUUUGAAUCUGUCUCUGUUGCUGGAGCUAAAGUGCAUUACCUGUCUCGCCAUGGAAAGUUGAACUCUGAGAGUCUAGAAAGUUCUUCAGUGUCCAACAUGGGAAUUGAUCUAGUUCAGUCACCUAUUGAAAGAGCUGUUGACUUAAAUGUUGUUUCUCAAAACUUUGUUCCUGGUAUGCUUCAUCCUCCUGUUGUAUCUUCAAAUCAGUUAGUAGAUGGUAGUAAAUCUUAUUCAACACACUUGUUUUGUGUUCCACCUUCAUUAACUGUUGGGUCUGUUUCAUCUUCAACAAACACAUUUUGCACCUCCAGUACAUCUCCAGUGACAUCAGAUACUCAUUUUUUCUGUAAUGCUCUCUCUUCUCGAAUAAAUCAUAAUAAGCCGCUGGACGUAGCAGUUGCUUCAGAUCAAACCACUUGCUUGUUAGGAACACACAACAUUAGAAAAAAUAUUAUUAGAUUAGAUCCUUCUUUUAAAAGUCCAUUGUCACAAAAAGUUCUUCCAGCUUCAAAUGCAACAUCACAUACUAAUACUUCACUUACACUUCAAACAGAUCCCAUGAAUGUUUCUUCAACAGAAACAACAUUUCAUCAUUCUAAUGUUUCUUCCCAAGGAAAUAAACAACAAGUAACUCAGUGUUCCUCAGGCUCUGAGUAUCCUGAUACAUCUGAAGUUUCUAAGAAGUUUGUGAUUAAAACAGAGCCAAGAGAUGCAAGUAUCCAACUCAUUGGUGUCAAAAUGGAUGAUUUUUCCUCACACACCAUAAAGAAUUAUGAUCUGAAUCAAGAAGGGUUUUCAUCAAAUAUAGACAACACUUCAGAAACUUCUUGUGAUUCUGGUGUUUCUGGAGACUUCAAAGAAAAGAAGCAAGAGAAUAGUAAUGUCUCUGAUCAAACAUCUCGCUCUUCAACAUCUAAUAAAGAUGAGUACCAAAAAGUAGUUGUUAUGUCUGACCACCAAAAGAAUCCACACACAUCUACAGAAUCAUUGACAUCGGAGUCUCCUGUCUGUCCAAGAUAUUCAGUGAGAAAACACCAGCCUUCGCAGUCCUCAGAUAGUGGAUGUGCUACAGAAGAGUUAGCCAAUGCUGAAAGGAUAUGUCGUAUAUCCCGGUGUACCCCUCAAGGUAGCACAUCUAGUGAUAAUUGUCCUGGUUCAAGUGAAGAUAACAGUGCCGCCAACCAAAGACAAACAUCUCGUGACGUUCCACGAUCACAACAGGACAAAUACAGAGCUCCGUCGACAUCUUCAACUGAUGGAACAGCUGAAACAACCAUGCAUGUCAAACCCGAUCCUGAUAGCGUGAAUAGAGGAAACAAUAAUUCCCAGGACCAGUCAUUGGUAUGUUCCCAUUGUGAAAUCACAUUUCAAGAUCAGACACUUUAUUUUCUCCACAGGGGUCUACAUUCAGGCUCAAAUCCCUGGAAAUGUAACUUGUGUGGCCAAGAAUGUAGAGAUAAGUAUCAUUUCACUUCUCAUAUAAUCAGUGAUGCUCACGAUUAGACUGUUUUCAUCCACUUGCUUGUCAUGUUAUUGUAAUGGUGCUUGAGUAAAAAGUAAAUUAUAUGUUGCAUUGAAUUGAAAAAAUAAUACAAAAAAAAACACGUGUUUUUGUAAAAUAUGUAUUGCAUGUAUGGUAUGUGAUAUUAAGACUAGGCACGCAUUUUGAUACUUUAAAAUUUUUGAACAUUAAUGUAUAAAAAUGGUACAUGAACAAAAAUGGAUUGUUGAUAGAGUGUAGACAGUUUUACUGCGUUAUUAAUUCAUGUUGUCAGUUUUCAUUUGUAAUUAGUAUGUCAUUGAACUUUCACUUAUUUGCAGGUAUUGAUUAUUUAACUAGACAAAAGGACCAGACUGAACCUGUACAUGUACUAGAGUUAUGACACAGCUAGUAAGAUUUAGGAUUUACAAGUUAAAUAUACUUCAAUAUUUGAACAAAACUUCAUGUUCAUCUUGAUUUUGAACCUUUUUUUUUUUUUGAGGGGGGGUGUUUCGAGCAAACACCCAUAAUUUGACUAAAAUACACUGUAUUUAGUAUACUCACCUAUAAGCUGACAGUUUUUGUUAUUAAACUGUUCUCAUCACUAAACAUCCAAUCUAUUGAAAUAUAUAAGUUUUAUUAAACUAUUAUAAUUGUUCUUAAAAGUUCUCUCUCAGCAGUAUGCUUAAUUCCAGCAAACCCAUAUAUGGGAUGUAUGCUGUUGUUGUAAUGAGAAAGUGAAAAAUCUAGGGUGUGUUAAACUUUAGCCUUUUAAUGUUGUAAAUAACUCCAAAUUAUGAGUUUAGUCUUAAGAAUUGAAAACAUAUAACAAAAACCUAUUUAACAUCUUAUAUGUUUCACAGCUGUUGACUGUAUGCUAGUAGAUUAUAAUACACUUGUCUUAGCAAACAGUUACAAUAUUUAACUGAACAAUAACAUCACCAUAAAGAAAACUUACGGAAAGCAUGUUACAGUUGUACUUCAUUACCUUAAGGAAUUUAUAUUUUCAGCAGGUUUAGAAAAUGUUUACGUUCUAAUUAGACCUAGUGUUAAGUCUUUUUUUAACAAUGACUUGUAGAACUUUGGAAAGAUAAGGUAUUUCAUGGUAUAAAGAGCAUAUUAAAGCAAGUAACAAGUGUUCAGUAUUUUUGUUGUAUUUGCCAGAAUGAUUGAAGUUUAUGUUAACAUAAUGACUACUUAGUAGACUGUUAUCUAGUUUGUGACAUAAUCCUGUAGAAAGUAGUAUUCGUUUUUAAAACUAGUUUUAAGUCUGAAAAAUACUAACAUAACUCUUGUGAUAAAUGUUUUUACUAUCCUAUCAUUUUUAUCGUAUAAUUUGACAACUUAAAUCAUUGAUAUUGUAAGUGUUUAGAAAAAUGCUUCCCAUAUAUUUUCUCAGACCACAUGCAAAGUUUGAAUGAAAUUGGUAGAUGAAUUUUGUAAAAUAUGAAACGUUAGGGAAAUAUGUGUAAUGUAUCAAUUCGUUAACAUACUCCGUAUUGAUAUUUUACUCGUUAGUGUUUCCUGUAGUAUAAUCAGCCCACUACGCUGUAAGACUAUAAACAAGUAUUAUUUGUACAGUUUGUUGUAUUUGGUGACUAUAGUUAUGUUAAAGACAUGGUGGUUUUAAAUAAAAACUGUCUCAGUAUUUAAAAUGAUGUUACUGAAAACCAGUAACCUUUUUUUAUCUUCUCACAUUAUCAGUCUUUGAAAUGGUACUAAGUUUACCGAUACAGUGAUCAUUUUUCAAAUAAUAACAAUUGUAGUGAGGGCUUCAAGGGAUAAUCCAACAAAGUGAUGUCACUAUUUUGAGUAAUGUAUAUCAACUGUCUUGAGUGCAAACCUGACAUAUACAUCAUUGUAAUUUUUCUUUAUUUAUAGAUAUUGUUAAGAUACAGUUGAGUGAUUGUUGAUGUUAUACAGUAAGAUUAUAUUUGCAUUAUAGAUUUUACACAAUCAGUAUCAUAUAUAUAUAGUUUAUAUAAAUAUGUUGUAUUUUAUAAUGCUAAUGUCAUUGAGUGAGUUACUUUAAUAUUUUACUAGUUGGAAUAACUGUGUAGUACAUAUUUGUACACUAUUUUUUAUUAGUGUUUUCUUUUAACUAUCCCCAAAACCUUGCCUGGUACAAGUACUUGAAUACCACGUUGUGCCAAUGUUUAGACAGCUAUGUUGAAUGUGUUUUAUGUUAGAUAUGUGGCUUAUGUUUUACCGUAUGUGGUUCCAUAUUAUUUUUACUUGCCUAUAAUUAUUUUUCUGAUCCAUAAAAGAAAUUGUUUUUUUGUAUGUUUACAUGUCCGGUAAUUUAUGUGGUUGCUGUAUUAGUAUCGUGAAAUGUUCUCUGAAAGUAGUCCGUUUCACAGCAUAUUUGUAAUAGUAAACUGAAGUACAUGUAUAACUAUCAGUAAUGGUCACCCUGUAGAUCCCAACAUGUAUGUUAUGUACUGGUGUUUGACUUCUUAAUUCCUCUGCCUUUUGUUUGUGAUUAGUUUGGAAACCAGGAAUGUUUAAUUUAUAAAUUUUUUCUUAGAACAAACAAACAAAUAGUAUUGUACCCAUUUAGUCCUAACAACAAAUUCCAAAACAGAUUACAUAUGUUUGUGUUAGUUUUUGAUUAUCGUAGAAUAGGUGAAAAAACAAACUGAGCAUUCAAUUUAACCAAUUGUGAUGUGAAAGAUAAAAGAACAGUUUGUGUGCAUUUGACUUUUUUAGAAAAGCUAAAAAACAAAUAUGUACAACUUCAGUCAUCUCUACACAAAAGACAAAAGAACAUGUUUUUUUUUGGUGUUGAUUUCUUCACCUUCAUAAAAUGAAAGAAAAAACUGCAUGUUCGUAAGUUUAGGUUUCAUAGGAUGAACAAAAAAUUCAUUUUUUUAUAUAUAUUCCUAGAGUUGUGUUUGUUUGACAUCAAAAUACGUGUUUACUGGCUUCUGAAAAGAAGAGAUAUAUAAGAAUAUGUGGCUGUUACUGAUAAUUGAUUGAAGAUGUAUUUAUGUUGUAACUUUUUUACAUAUUUAUACAUCAUGCAUAUAAUCAUUUUUCACUAGUAAUAUGGAUGUUUCAGCUGCUUAUCAAUGUGAUGGGUUUUGUUAUUUGUUAGUUUAAUACCGACAUGAAUUGCCCGUGUCAGGAUACACUGAAUGUUAUUAUACAAUUUGUACUGUACUUUGUCCCUAAUAGGUGUGUUAGGAGUCUGUUAUUGUAACAUGUCCCUAAUACGUGUGUUAGGAGUCUGUUAUUGUACCAUAUUAUCUUUCAAAGGUAAAUGCAGAUGUUACCUUUACACAGUGCUCAAAAUUUUUCAUCUGUAUAUCAAAAUUUCAACAGUUUUUUAAAGUUGUGUAUAACUUUCUGUAUAUUGUUUUGUAUGAAGUUUUGAUCCUGGUCUUUAUGGUAUUUUAGAAUGCACAAGAGGUUGUUUUAAAAUAGAAUAUAUUUUGACUGUUGUUCUGUACACAGUUUGUUCUACAUGUAGUUGCUUAUUUAAAGACAAGGGUUAUUAUUUAACUUUUUUUAACCAGUACUUCUGUACUUCAUAUUUGAAUGUAUCAUACCGAAGAAAGUUUUUAAUUGCAUUAUUUACCAAAUUGAAUUAAUGAAAUAUAUUCAGUUAACAGAACAAAAUAUAGAAUAAUUUCUGACAUAUAAUUUUAUAAGUACCUUUAUGUAACCAAAUCAGUAAUAUUGAAAAUACGUUUUCAAAUAAAUAUUUACUGCAGUUCAGUGGUGAAGCUAUUACAAAUAGAUAAAUGGAAGAACGGUGAUAACUUGGUACUACUAAUUUAUGUAUUUCUCACUGUUUGACUGUCAAUCACAAAUUGAAAUUUUUAGAUUAUUAUAACCCAGGUUUUGCUGGAUUUAAUAAUACAGAAUUAUUAAAACAAUAAAUGAAAUGGAACAGUCAAUUUUCUUAUGUUUACAGUUGUACUAUUUUUAAUUUUAGAACUUUACACUUACAAUUCAGUAGUUUAAAUUUUAAGU